AUGGCUCCCUGCAUCGCCCUCGCUCCUCUCAUCGGCAUAGGCUUUGGAACCCUCAGUGCAAGGGGCGAGUUUGCCAUUCCGUCCCUUUCCCCCUCUCUCUCCAGCCUCUCAGUUCUGGUCGGGAUUGCCGUCUACUUUGCCCUGUGCCGCUGCUCCCCCAUUGCCUCUCCGCAACGGGAGAUCAUAGGUGGAACAUGUCUGGCUGUCAGCUUUACCGCCGGUGCUCUCCUGCAGUGGCUGGUUCAGCUUGCAGCAGAGAUCCUAUCAGCACCAGCACCACAACGAAUAAUGGCGGCCACAGCACCUCAUGAAAGAACAACAGCACCAAACGAAGUUAAACUGGUGGUGACAACAGAACAACCAGAGGACCUACCAGGAGCAGCAGCAACAGCACCGCCAGCAGCAGCUCAAGCAGCAGCAGCAGCGACAGCACUACCACUACCCUCAGCACCACCAGCAACAACAAAAGCUGCAGCACCAAUGGCACCAGCACCAUCGCCAUCACCAUCAGCAGCGACAACAGCAGCUGCAACAGCCUCUCAUGCCCCUGCCCCCACCUGGCUGCCUCUGACUGCUCUGUUUGCCCGACACAGCGAGCAACUGAGAGAGGUCUUUGGCGUGCUGAUCCCAGCAACAGUCGCAUCGGGCAUGCUUCAAAUCGCCACCUUCACCGACCUCUAUUUUGCUUCCUUCCUUCCCGGAACCGCUGCUGCUCUCGGCUACGCCAAUCUGCUGGUCAUGGCGCCCCUCGGCAUUCUCUCCACCGCCCUCCUAGUGCCGCUGCUGCCUCACUUUGCUCGUCUCGCCCAUCCAAAGGAUCGCCCGCUCUUGAAGGAUAGCUUGCGACGAGGGCUGGUCAUGGCUAUGGCCGUGACUCUCUCCAUGACAGCUUUCAUGCUCCCAUUGGCCCGUCCCAUCGUUCGCAUUGUCUUCCAGCGGCGCUCCUUCGAUGCCUCUGCCACCACCCUCGUCUCCUCGCUGCUCUCGUGCUGUCAGUGCUUACUCCCUGUAUCCUUCCUCCCCUUUGAGCGUCGUUCCUUCGAUGCCUCUGCCACCUCCCUCGUCUCCUCGCUCCUUUCGUGCUGUCAGUAUUCCCUGUCGUUGCUGCCUCUAUCACAUGUUUUCAGUGCUGCUGUCUUGUGCGUGGCUUUGAGCGUCGCUCCUUCCAUACCUCUGCCACCUCCCUCGUCUCCUCGCUCCUCUCAUGCUGUCAACCUCCUCGGCUCCCCCUGCUACCUACCUCCUCGGCUCCCCCUGCUACCUGGCUCGGGACGUGCUCGUGCAGCUCUUCUACUCCCUUCUCCACGCCACACACUGCUUCAAGUCCGCAAUUCACGUGUCCCCCCUUUCUCUUCCCCCCCAGACCUCCUCGGUUCCCCCUGCUACCUGGCCCGGGACGUACUCGUUCGUCUCUUCUACUCCCUUUCUUAUGCCACACUCUGCUUCAUGUCCAUUAUUUACUUCCUUCCCCCCUCUGUGUACGCCCCAGACCUCCUCGGCUCGCCCGGCUACCUGGCUCGGGACGUGCUCGUGCGGCUCUUCUACUCCCUUUCUUAUGCCACACUCUGCUUCAUGUCCAUUAUUUACUUUCCCCCCUCUGUGUACGCCCCAGACCUCCUCGGCUCGCCUUGCUACCUGGCUCGGGACGUGCUCGUGCGUCUCGUCUACUCCCUCGCUGACGGCACAUGCUGCCUCAAGAAUUAUUCACUUACUUUCCCCCUAUCCCCCUUCUUUCCCCUUCUUUCUGCAGACCUCCUCGGUUCCCCCUGCUACCUGGCUCGGGACGUGCUCGUGCGUCUCUUCUACUCCCUCGCUGACGGCACCACGCCCUUCCUUAUAAGCACAUUCGCUAUAGCGGCCAACGCAGUCCUGGAUUUCCUAUUCGUGAGCCGCUGGGAGUUUGGCCCCCAGGGCCUUGUGCUCGCUACAGCCGCUGUGAACAGUGCUUCGGCUGUAGCGCUGCUGUGGCUGGCGCACAGGAGAAUGGGAGGUGAGUGGAAGGCUGGUUGGGUGACUGCUCUAUGA
Molecule: messenger RNA, 2025 nt
Organism: Closterium sp. Naga37s-1
Lineage: Eukaryota; Viridiplantae; Streptophyta; Zygnematophyceae; Desmidiales; Closteriaceae
Source: the annotation of a GenBank genome assembly